AGAUACCCCGAACUGGGACAGCACAGACCGUGUCCCCCCUGCAAAGCCCGUCCAGGAGCGCUGCUCUGCAGAUGCUGAGUGCUGCUGCACGGCGAUAUUGGCCCUCCUCAGCUGUAGGAGCAAACAGAGAUUGAGCCCUGCUCUCCCUGUCAGCUCACCCCAAGCACGCAGCAAUCAGCUCAAUCAGCUUUAUCCCCCCGCAGGGAGUCAUGCCAGGGUAAAGAAAUCAGCCUCAGCUGCUUGACGGGAUCCUUUGCCUGCUCGUCAUCUUAAAGCCUCUCACCUCUCCUGUCUUUCAUCACGGUUAUAAACCCCUUAGAUCUUCAUCACGUGCUCCAUAAAUAACAAAUAUAUAAGCCGGGCUCUGUGUGUUCCUGCAGCCCCAUCCCUGCUGUCCCACGGCCACGAGGAGUCACAGGAUCAGGGUGAAGAGGAGCAGCACCACGUCCCCAUCCCCAUCCCACAGCCGGUAUUUUCGACAGCUAAGAGCUCAGGAAGAGAUUGGCUGAAAUUAAGCCGAAAUUAAGGGUGCAGUGACACUGCUGGGGCCCGGAGCUGACAGAGCUGCCCCAUACGGAGCAGAACAAGAUGCCGAUGCUCAGCGCGGUGCCGUUCCUGAAGCCCACCCCCCCGCAGGGACCCCGCAGUUCCCCCGGCCGCCAACGCCGGCACACACUGCCCGCCAGCGAGUUCCGCUGCCUCAGCCCCGAGGAUGCCGUCAGCGUGUUUGAGAUCGAGAGGGAAGCCUUCAUCUCUGUCUCCGGCGACUGCCCGCUGCACCUGGAUGAGAUCCGGCACUUCCUGACGCUGUGCCCGGAGCUCUCUCUCGGCUGGUUCGAGGAAGGUCGCCUGGUGGCUUUUAUCAUCGGCUCCCUAUGGGACCAGGACAGGCUCAGCCAGGCAGCGCUGACCCUGCACAAGCCUCGGGGCACAGCAGUGCACAUCCAUGUGCUGGCCGUGCAUCGCACCUUCCGACAGCAGGGCAAGGGCUCCAUCCUGAUGUGGCGGUACCUGCAGUACCUGCGCUGCCUGCCCUGCGCCCGGCGCGCCGUGCUCAUGUGCGAACAUUUCCUCGUGCCCUUCUAUGAGAAAUGCGGUUUCAAGGCUGUGGGUCCCUGCCAGGUGACGGUGGGCGCGUUGGCUUUCAUUGAGAUGCGGCACGAGGUGCGGGGCCAUGCCUUCAUGCGCAGGAACAGCGGCUGCUGAGCCCCGCAGCCCAGCUAACGCGGCAGCCCGUGAGCCGUCUCCAUCCCCACCGUGGCUGCACAGCUUUCCCUGCCUGCCCACACAUCUGCCUUUCGGCCAAGGGAUGAGCCUGGCCCCCAGCCCAUCCCUGUGCCUCACUCUCCCAAGGCUGGGGAAACACUCAGCCUGCAAGCACUGAGCCUGCACCCUCAGCUCUAGAGCUGGGGCAGUGAAGGGGAGCCCGCAGGAGGGCUGUGCCCCCAAGAGACCUGUGUUAAGGAUGGAAAAGCCAAGAGCCUCAGCAGAGCCUUGAAAACCUUGAGCCCCCAGCACAGGGUCCCCCUCCCCAGCACAGCCCUACACCAUGCACGAAGCCAAGCCCUGCUCUGAGCAGCCCCUGCAGCCACCCCCUGCCUGCAGGCACCUUUACAGCACGAAACCCCUGGGGUGCCCCCCACCCCAAAUUGCACAGCCAGGAUCCUCCCUGCAGGGCCAGUCAUGCAUGCAGACAUCACCUGCCCAGCAAGAGCCCCCUGCAAAAGCCUUGGGUCUAUUGUGAAGCAGCAAAUAAAGAUGCAGUGGUUGUUUUCUACA
Messenger RNA from Coturnix japonica (Japanese quail), 1779 nucleotides. It is a transcript of the gene AANAT, whose product is annotated as aralkylamine N-acetyltransferase. Gene Ontology annotation, cellular component: cytoplasm. Gene Ontology annotation, biological process: response to light stimulus; circadian rhythm; melatonin biosynthetic process. The record is from RefSeq and is a predicted model, not a curated record. Gene Ontology annotation, molecular function: aralkylamine N-acetyltransferase activity. NCBI's taxonomy places the organism in Eukaryota, Metazoa, Chordata, Aves, Galliformes, Phasianidae.